Motacilla alba alba is the source of this 22596-nucleotide messenger RNA. RefSeq names its product zinc finger protein 462 (gene ZNF462). Gene Ontology annotation, cellular component: nucleus. The transcript has 13 exons. Lineage: Eukaryota; Metazoa; Chordata; Aves; Passeriformes; Motacillidae. Bases 13166 to 20740 code for a protein of 2524 amino acids. The record is from RefSeq and is a predicted model, not a curated record. Gene Ontology annotation, biological process: regulation of gene expression.
GUGGGGGGGGUGUGGGGGGAAAUAUGGGGAGAUAAGUGAGAUACCAGCCGAGCUUUCGGGGUGGGGGGUGCCUGAGAGGAUAUGUGUGUGUGUGCGAGGUCUGGAUGGUGCUGUGCGUGUGGACUUGGAUCAGAGACGGGAGACACACGGAGGAGAGAAAAGCUCCGUGCUGGCACGACCCAGGCAAUCGGGUGACCUCUUUCUUCCUUCCUUCCUUCCUUCCUUCCUUCCUUUCUUUCUUUCUCGCUCUCUUUCUCUCUUUCUUUCCUUCUUGGUUUCUUUCUUCCUUUCUCCCAGCCACUCUCCCCCUCCUCCUCUUUCUCCUCGUCCCCUCUCGCUGCCCUCCUCGCCGCUGGCGAGGCUGGUCCCUCACCCCGGCUGUGGUGCCCCCACCGCGGCUCUCCUGCACUUGGGAUGCGGGGGUCCCCGGCGGCGUCGGGGCUGGGGGGCUGCUGGUGCCCGCAGGAGGUGGCUUGGAGGAGGACAGCGUUCAGCUGGAGAGCAGGAGCCAUUACACACGCUUGUGCUCUCCUUUGAGAGAAAGGAGAGCGAGAAGGGAAGAAAGGAAGGGGAAGGAGCCCACUUCUACUUGCUCAGUUCCCCGAUGUCCCUACCUUUAAACCAGGCAAGGGAGAAGGCGCUUUCUCCCCUGCCCCUUUCUCAACCCACCCGGAGCAGGUUUCUCCCUAUCUCUCCCCCUCUUUCCCUUUCUUUAUCUCCCUGUCCUCCAUUUGCAAGCUGUCUGCUUUGGUUCCAGUCCAGGCUCCACAACACAAAGCUUCUCCUCGCUCUCGCACACAUGCACACACACAGUCCACAGGCUCUUUAUGUCUUCUGGAGUAACCUUCUCCUUCCCCCCCCGUGCCCCCCGGCUCCCCUCAGCAUUGUGGUUUCUAUUCUCCUCACACAGAGAUCCUCCUGGAGCUUCAUGUAGUUGUGAUCUGAUAGGAUUCCUCCCCCGCUUCCCUUCACCUCCCUCUUUUUGGGGGAGAAAAAGGCAAAAGUUUCAUUUGUUUCUCUGGUGUUUGGAAGGGGAGAGACCUCCAAGUUUUGAGUGCUUUCUGCUCCUGCUUUUGUGUGUGCGUCUGUGGGGGUCUGUUUGCCUCAUGAAGCUGCUUGCAUGUCUAAGAGGAAGUGACUAGUUUGGCAGAGAGCUGUGAUCUGAGUCAGGUAAGCCAUGUCAUGUUCUCUAGCUCCACCAGAAAAUGGAGGAGAGAGAGAGUAGACAAAGCUGAGAUGGGAAGUGCUCCUAACAUUGUGGAUGUCUCUCCAUGUUUUGAGGCUUUGCUGGGCAGGAGCUGGCUUAAUCAUGAUUUUUUCCCCUAAGGUUUUCCCUUCAGAUUUUUCAAUGCACAACAUUGUGAUGGGUCUUCUCGCUGUCUUCAUGCUAUCAGGAAAUGAGGAUUGGAGGAAAUUGCUCAGAUUCUCCUUCACACAGAGAAACACAUCCUCAGGCUUUUUUUCUCUGAUGCUUUCAUGCGGAGGUCACCUUUCUAGAUAUUUUUCCUUGGUUAAAGACCACAGGAUUUUGGAGGUUGAUCAGUUGGCCAAGUAAAUAGAGUAUAUAAGCAUAUAUUUUUAGAUUUCUGAAAGUAUUUGGAGGUAAGUGCAUGCAGCUUGAGGCUGCUCAGGUUCUUCCAGAGGGUAUCAUGAAAUGUCUCUUUUUUUCCUAGGUGAUGAUGCCUAAUUUUUGGGAUUUUUAACAUCUCAUUUUCAAGAGCAUUCCUUCUUUUGGAUGUGUUUUAAAUUAAGAUGGAAUAUUUCUCCCCACUCAGUAGGUUGCAUUAAAGUGAUACUGGCAAGCUUUUAGUAGGUUCCUCAGAGCAUCAUAACAUACAUAAUUUCUCUUGGAAAAAGCAAAACAGUUUUCACAGCUGUCUUUUUGGUGUCAUAAAAGACUGUUUUUUCCUGAAAACUUACAGCAACAUUCUUAUUGUGAUUUUAAUGUCAUUAUGGAAACCUGAGAUCUUUAAAGCGAGAUAGCAGUUGAGCAGGGAUUCGUGUGCUUUGUUUUUAACCCACCUUUUAAUCUGAAGCAAUUUUGAGUAGACCCAAAGCAGGCCUCGGAUCUUUUCCCACCCCAUGAAAUCUGCACAUCAACUGCACAGUAGAUGCAGUUCCUCAAAAAGUUCAAAAUCCAUCCUGAAAUGCAUGAGGGGGAGGCUGGGGUGCGGUGCUGCUGAGCUUGAAGGCACAGCUCCAUGGAAGGGUGUCAGUGAUGUCCACACGCUGAUUAUUCUUAGGUGCUUAAGAAAAAAAUAUGGGAAGAUGUUAAGUGGCAGGAUGGGGGACCAGUGGAUCUGAAUCGGAACACCCUCCCAGAUGUGCAAAAAGCCAGAAAGAUUUGAGGAUUGCAGUGACGGGGUGGUGAGCUUGAGAUCCGUCUUAGAGGUUAAAAAUCAAUGUCCUUGUUUUAUUUUUGCUGUGGAAGAAGUGUUUUGAUGUGCAAUCUAAUAUACCUCGGAAGGAUAUUGCUUUAUCAACUGUGCAUUUCUUAAGUUCUGGUUGCUGAUGUGUCAUCCAAAAUUAUUGAGAUUCUCUGGUUGUCUCCAUCUUUCAGAAGAAGGCCAAGGAACAUACCAUUUCAGGUAUGUUUAAUCUUAUAUUUUGACAAAAAGAGAGGCUAACUGCUUUUGGUUUUGGGGUCUUGUUUGUUUGUUUUUGCUGUUGUUGUGGUAUUUUGGGUUUUUGUUACCUGAGGUGAUAUUUUUUUGAUGGACUUUUCAGUCUCUAAAAGAGGUCUAAGUCAGCCAUUGAAGAAAAAUUGAAAAAUUGCCCACUGAGCUUUGCUUAUUUGGGUCAGAUCCCAAAUACCCAUCCCCUAUAUGGACUGUAUGCAGAGUGCUUGUGCUUCAGAGCUGUGAAUCUCUUCUUACUUCUGGGGAGCUCAGCCCAGUGCUGGCACUACAGGGUGCCCUGCAGACACACUGCCCUUGAACGUGGCAUGUGCAAUCCAAGAGCAGCUCUGAGAUUUAAGAUCAGGAUCUUUUUGGGAGGGCCUCUUAAUGCCCUAGAAAACCAAACAACAUUGCAGUAGUUUUAAUGUUUUUGGGUUUUUUUUUGGUUGGUUUUUGGUUUUUUUCCUGGGUUUCCUCACUAUGGGACUGAAACCUCUUCAGAGAAUUAUACUCUUGUUAAUGGUGCUUCUUGCUGUGGUUUUGCCCAGACAGACUGAAGUUCACCUUGCUGUUAAAAUUCUAGCUGAAGAACUUAUAUUAAAAAAAAAAAUCCCCAAAACAACACAAAACAAUUCUACCCACCAAAAAAAAAAAAAAUCCCAAACAAACAAAAACCCCAAAACCCAUUGGUUUUUAAAGAAGCUCCAGAAAGAUGAUCUUAAUUCAUGCCAUGGUGGUGACAUGAAUGUUUCUCCUAGUCAGGCAAAAAUUUCUUCAUUCAGACAAUGGCUUUCAAUUGCUUUUGGUCUGGGGCAAUCUCUAAUAGAAAGAGUAAGCAUUGGUAGCUUAUUCUCCAGUAUUUACAUAUGCUUUUCUUAAUCAGUUUUCUCACACCUACUAGACAUAGCCUAUGAACCACUGCUUUUAAAAUAUUUAAAGAAUUCUUUGAUUUCGUUUUACACUUUCACUAGCCUCACACCAGGUUAUGUUGUUAAGAAACUCGAGAUGUCAUGUUUACAAUUUCCUUCCAUAAUUGAAAAUAUGAUUGCAAGAAGAAAACUAAGAAUACAAUGAUGUGUAUGCUUGGAGUGUGAAGAGUACGAGUACAUAAUGGGGUGCUGGAAAGGGAAAGGAGGGCAACUGCAAGUGGAAAUGGAAAAAAACAUGAUCAUUCCAAUCCAGUGACCUUUAUAACAAAAUUUGCUAGCAUUGUGCACUUUGACUUAAAAGAGGAAUUGACUUUUAUGAAGACCGAUAAAAGGAUGAUUAAAAAGAGAGUUGACAAGUAGAUGACUAUUGUUCCACAUAGAUGUCUGGACAUCUGGCAGAUGUUCCUCUGGGCCCCAAGGAAUGGGCAAGUUUAAUUUUAGCCUUAAAAAGGAAAUGGGAAGAACUUAAGUCUUAUAAUAGUAUAACUUGCAGUUUGAGGAAGAUUACUUCAGAAGAGCUCAAAAGAUGUCUCUUGAAAUCUGGAACUCUCAGAAACCCAGUGUGAAUUUAGCCUUUCCUAUUGGGUUUUCUCACUAUUCCAAACAACAUGUGUGGAGUUACAAUAUAAAUUGAGAUUACCUCAGUUUACUGAAACACUUUCUCUGUGUGAUGUUGUGGAUAAUUUCCUUUAAUGGGCAGAACAACACUGCUUUGAAGUAAGAAACUCCUUAAAAAGGACUUGAAAGUGUGAAACUGGUGAAUUGCUGUGUACUACUCAUUAACUAGUAUUGUCCCAUGUUGAAGCUUCACCAGGCAGACUUAGGGACAAAUACAAAAGUCCCCAGUGAAACAGGGAUUGGAAGAAGCUGCUGAUGGAGGAAUGAGGUCCUGCUUUCCGCAGAUCAGAAAAGGUCUACGAAGGCCAAGAUGUCUGUGUUAUUUUGUUUCCAUAUAUUUUGCUACACUUCCAAUCUAUUGUGGAAGAAAAAAUAAUGGAAAUCCUCCUUUAGCAUCAGGUAUUUCUCUUAUUUUGACUCUUAACAGAUAUUGUUCUACCUUGAAGUAGAAGAUCAUAUAUUUUAUGAACUUGUUCUGGAUGAAUAUGGUCUGCCACCAGUUCCAGAACUGUAUGAUUUGCCUAUCUUGCAUACUUGAUCCAAGAUGUGUUCAAGUAUGAACUUCUCAUUGCUGGCUUCAGCAGAGAUGUUGAACUUCAUCAGUCCAAAUGCCUGCUUGCUUUUCCAACAGUUGCCUCACCCCAGGGUACUAAACAAUCAAGAAGUCCAGGAGGGUGAGCAGGAGGUCUGCUCAGUGUUAACUGAGGAGAGAAUGAGAAAUUCCAUCUUACUCUUCAGAGAGCGAGAAUAAUUUUUGAGGGGGAGAGAAUAAAAGGAGUGUGAUGAGAGUGAAGGUUGCUUAAACAUCUGCUAAGUUCUCAGAGAGAGGAACUCAAAUUGUUUAAUCAGGAGGUGCCUGGAGAAGGUGGUGUGAUGCAAGUCCUCAGCUGCUGGCAGAGACACAGUUAACAUUGUACACGGUUGAACUUCAGCAUGGCACUUCUCCAAAUGAGUUGACUGUUGAAAAUAAAAUGUUCCAGAAGAACUGGGAGAACAGGAAAGAAGUUAAAAUAGCAUGGUUUGUAUGCCAGUGCUGAAAGAAGAAAAGGGGGGAGGAAGGGAGAUAGAUCGACUUAUGAUAAUUAUCUGGUUGGUUGUAGCAAAAAGAAGAAAAAAAUUGUCUUUAGUAGAAGUUUCCAAACUUGGGGGACCAGGUUUAAUAGAAGAGGUCUUUAUUUGUAUCCUGAGUUUUGGAAGUAUUCUUCUGCUUUCAGCUUGUGUUUGGGAAGUUCAACACAUAGGUAAAUACAAAGUCAUGUGAGUUCUCUUGUUUUUGGGUUCUGUUCUGUUUUGUUCUUUAGAUCUAAAGUCUGCCCCAAAGAUCUAAAAAGUCUGCCCCUCAUCUCUUGAGCUGUAUUAAGCUGUGCCAGAGGUUGCAGCACAAAUACAUCUCUGAAGGGAUUAGAGGAAGAGGAGAGAGUUUGAGAUGGGGAAAGGGGAGCCAUUGUGUUUGGUGCCUUACAGUUGAACACAAUCUUAGAUACAGUGUAAUUUCUUUUCCUCUGGGCUCUUUUCAGCUGUCUGGGAGUUGAAGGUCUUGGUGUAGUUGCUCUGGUCAGCUUCAGGCAACACAUGUUACUUCAGUAACUCAAAAUCUUCUGGCCUAAUCACUACUUGGAGGAACUUUUCUUUAAGUAGCGUUUCGUAAAGAGCUUUCCCUCCUCAUUGGUUUUGACUGCUUUGUAGUCAUUUUUGAGAUACCCUUGCUAUCAGAAGAUCACUCUGAAACCUAGCAGCAGUGCUAUACAUUGUAUUUUACCUUGAUCAAAAGUCUCAUCGUUUUUUGCUGGUUUUUGUGGUCCAUAAUUAUAAUUAUGGGCCUCCACAGCUGCUGUCUAGGGGGAAUACAGUGGGGUUUUGGCUUGGGCUAAAAGCAGCUUCUUAGGUAGAAGAUGUUAAGAUCCAUCAGGAGAAGCAAUUAAUUAAGUUGAGUUUAGCUGGUAAUUGAAAGAAGAUGGAAAUAGGAGACCUCAGGAUGUUCAGGAGUUGUUCUUGAGCGGAGUCAAACACAGUCUCUUAAAGAAUACUUGUUUAAGAGUGUCAGCAUAAAGAGCUGUAGGCGAAGCAUCAAUGUCAUGAGUGAUUAGGAAGGACUUAUUUAGAGCUUAUUAGGGUAGCAAUCAUUGCAAGACCAGUGUGCGUUGAGGACAAAUAAUUCUGGGAAAGCACUUGAUUCUCUGGGUUACUUCUAUUAGUUUUGAACCAGUUAAAUUAAGAAUUCAGUUCUUGACGUGUGUCACUUGUUACUUCCUGGUGGAAAAUAAGACCUUCUAAUUGGGAUUAUGUGUGAAGAAGCUAAGUGCUUGCAUUAUGUGACAGUGUUUUUCCUUCUCCUUCCAGUUCCAGGAAUAUGCAAUUAAUAACUUGAAGUCAUUUAGAUAAUGGGUGCUCAGCAGCCCUGGAUGUUGUAUUUGCAGCACUUGUUACAGAUGCAGGCUUUGUGCUGACCUGAAGAUUAGGAAGUGGGAUGUUCAUCAGAGCGGCAUUACAGUCGCUAUUAAAAAGGUCUGGAAAGGGGCCUGAGAACCCCAGCUGCUGUCGUGGUGUGGAGGAAGUCAGGCCUUCAAAGGAUACAAGGAUUAGAGCAUCAGGAAAAGUAAAUGGUAGCAUCAGCACAAGUAGAAAAUAGGCAGAGCUGAUCAGCAAACAGAAAAAAAGUAGGCUAAGGCAUGCCAUAAUUAUGUGCAGUGGAAACUUGCUGCUAAUACAGCAGUGGCAUGGGAUAGAGAGGCAGGAGAACGAUUUUUCAAGACAAAACAAAGCAGACAUUGCAGAGAAUGAUAUAGGAAGACUGAGGAUUCAGUGUGCUCGUGAUAAUGUGAAAGAGAAGACUUUGUUUUGAAAGAUGCUAAAAAUGGAAUCUUCUGAUGCACAUGUGGUCAGUGUUUCCGUGGCCUGGUAGGACAAUGGGGGCUUCUUUUGCAUUGCUGGGAUGAGCAAACCCUUCCUUUCCGCCUGCAGCUCUUGGGUUCAAACAGUGGCUUGGGAUGGUAUCAGUGGCUGUGGAAAGAAGGCAUCACAGGAUGUUCCUUUCGGGAAGAAGAUGGGUCAUCCUGGGCUGGACUGUUGUCAUGCAAAUGCUUCAAAACACAAUGGCCACUUAUCACAGGGGCCAGGCAGGCACAUUCCUCACACACACCGUCCCCAGACCUCCAAAGAAAAGAGCAGAAUGGGGGGGAAUGUAACACUUGGAACCUGUGCUCCAGCAAGCACACAAAAUUUCGUGACUUUAUCUUAAUUUUUCUCUUAAAUUUAUUAAUUUUUCUCCCCCUAUUUGUCAAAUAAACACUAAAGCUAAGGGAGAGUACUUGUGCUGGAAGAUUUUGGUCCAGUGUGAUGGUGAUGUGGAGGGUGGUUAAUUUACCUUCUAAUGACUGAGUUGCUGGAGAAUUUGAUUGAGUGUGUAGUUAAAAUGGUUGGGGUUUUUUUGUUUGUUUUUGUUUUUUAUUUGUUCUGGGGUUUUUUUGUUUGGUUUUUUUUUUUUUGGAGGGGGUGUUUUUGGUUUUGUUUUUGUCAUUUUUGCCUCCCUCUUGUUGAUAUUAAAUGGACAGCUGAAAUAGAUCUUAGGUCAGAAAUUCACAGGGAUUGGUGAAGGUGGUUUAUGUCAGUGGUGAUUGUUUAACAACUUCUUUGUCAUUUCCCUUUUUUCUAUGUAAAUUUUUAAUUUUCAUGAUUUUAUUAAACAAAGUGAAAACUGCAGUCUGGGCUAAACUUGGAAUAGCUUGAGGAGUGCUGGUCUUGAGGGGGAUGCAGUGAGUCAGGGAUGAGUACUCAUCUCUAGUUGAGCAAACUCCUGCUGAAGAGAACUUAAGAGGCCCAUGGAUAUUUAAUUAUUUUAACUCAGAUUUCAAUUCUUCAGUCCUAGUCAAACUCAGCUAGAUUUGUGGGCUCUUUGUGGCUCUUUGUUAAGGGUAUUUGGGUCUCUCUGACCAAAAAAAAGGAGACCAAAGAAUUGCUGUCCAGCCCUUGAAAUACUGCUCUUUUUUUUUUUAUUUGUUCAUCUAUCCCUCUACCCAUUAAAAUAGGCAUAAUUAGGAUUUAACGUGGAUGUUGGAAAUUACAACCCUGGUGCUGGAUUCUGCUGCUGUGUGUGUUAAAAUAAACCAAGAUAAGGAAAGAAAAAGCCUCCUUUUGUGAGUGGUUCUGGUGUGUGAGACUGGAGCAGAGCUGCUCUUUUGGUGAGCUCUUGAGAGAUGAGAUGUGGUUACCUGCCACCUUGUUUUUGUGUCACUGCUGUCAUUCUGACUGAGCCUGUCUUCUCAAGUGUGCUGUUGCUUGUGGUGAGUAUGGAUGAAUAUAUUUAUAUAUACACAGUACCUGCUUAGUUGGUGAUGCAGCAAAGUUUGGAAGGCAGUGGCCAACGGAGUAAUCUUCUUGUUUUCUUCUGUGCUGUGAGACAAGUGGCACCACGAAGACAAAUAAAAAAAAAUAAAUAAAAUGUCAAUGUGAACAAAUUUGGAAUUAUUUCUCUCUGUAUUUGAUUGGAAGCUCUGAUUUUUGCAUUCCAGUUUCUCCCCUCCCUUUUGUCUACAGCUGGGUGGCUGGGGCUGCAGGAUGUGGGACCUCUGAAGCCUCGCUUCUAUCAUGGCUCAGCUAAAUAGCUUGACAAGUGUAAAAAAUGUAACAAAUGGCUGAUGGAAAAUCGAGAGCAGCCAGACAGCUCUCAGCCUGGUUAAUUAGCUCCUUGACUGCUGAAUUGUUCCUGCCCCGUCAUAUGGCUGCGGCUUGCAGCCCUGCGAGAAAGGGUUUGGCUUCCUGGCCAGGAGCGUGCAUCCCAAAAGUUGAAUUAAUGUAACUUGAAGUCAGUGUGGACAGGUUCCUUUUGGUCUAAAUGACCUUUUAUCUUUGCUGGGGGCGGGCAGUGGGGAGAAAGCAUAUCGGCUUUCAGCUGUGUCAGGUCAUGCAGAGGCCAAGUUCUCUUGUCUGUGAUCAAGCAUAUGGUGUGAAACAGCCCAGUGUGCAACAGCACCGGGGCAGAGGAGCACUCCAGCAGCCCUUCUGUAGGUAAAUGUGACCCAAGGCCAUGUUCUGCCAUGCAGGAUGGGUGUGUUUAACCCUUCAGUGGCUCCCGGUGUGUUUCCAUCCUGGUAGGUUGGGAAGGAGCUGUUGCUGCUCAAGAGAGCGCGGGUUUCUCCUGCCAGAGCACCCGUGCAUGUGUGAGACCUGAAAUAUCUGGCUCCAAGGACUUCACUGUAUUACUCACUGGGGCUGCUGAGAGAGUGAGUCAGUGUGUUUGGGUCUUUUCAUGAAUAAAUGAGUAAACCUGAAUUAUUUUAAAAUGAUCAGAUUGCAGAGCUGAUAAAAACUACAAUGAACUUUCCGUUCCACGCCCUCUACCAGAGUUCUGCUCUCCUUCCACCGUGGGGCAGGGGAGCGGGGGGAAGACAAAGAUUUUCAGUGUGUUGUUCUCCCAAGGAACCACAUCAAAAAACCUGCUGAGGCUGUAGUGUAGUCAGAAAAUGUCUUUCAGACACUCAGAAGUUGCUUGGCAAGAUGUCAGGCAGGUUGACCAAAGGUUGCACGAGCUGCGCUCCUGCAAAAUGAACUCGGAAUGGUCUUUGCCCUCCAUGGUUCUUCAGUGCUUCCACAGGUUCACCAGUUGGUGCACAGGAAUAUGGUUUGCUUGCUGGUAUUCUGGUCUUAUCUCUGAAGAUAUUUAUUUUAAGAAUUCAUGUCUACAUAGGUUUGUUAAUACUGUACUGUAAUAUCAGAUGGGCUGCUGAGACCUCAAGGGGGUGAGGAAUCUAUUUUUAGUGUGUUUGAAGGGUAGAUGAUGUUUCAGGUUGUGGAAUGACUUUCUAGGGGGCCUGUCACCAUAUACUGAAGUUUUGUAUGUCAUGGCAGUGGAGGCCAGUCAUAUGAUGAUGAGUUAGUAACUUAAAUGGGACAUUAAAAAAAAAAAUCCUGCUCUUUGGGGAAAUUUUAAAGAUAGAUGGAGCUAAAAUGUCACACUGCCUGUUCUCAUGCUUUUCUCCUUGAUGUGCUGAAGACAUCUAAUCCUCUUUACAGGUGAAUUAAGCAGUCUGCUUAUGAGCUGAAGGCAAUACCUGCUGAUCUGUUGACAUCCAGAUUGGAGGGUUAUUCAUGUCUCAGUAAGACUUUUAGUAAUGGAUGACCACAAGAACAUUUUAGCUGCCCAGGUGGUGUGAAGAAGACGGUUUGUGAUCUCCUUCCACAUCAGAAGCUAGUCACAUGUAGGAAGUUGGAUAGUAGCAGUGCCGUCCCCUUUGAGCGUGUUUGACACCCCAGCCUGCAGAGGUUUGGAGCUUUAGGUUGAAAAGAUCCAGCCUCAGACAAAUGCAUGUGUGCAGCAAUCUGAGAAGUGAACCCAGUAGUACUUUUGAAGCACUGCACUGUGGUGGCAGCCACAAAGAAUAGAUUUUAAUGGUUUAUUAUAGUUAGAUUUUACGUGGAUUUGCUUCCUUUUUCCUUUGGAAGACAGCAAAACUGCAACUUUUACAGGAAUCUUCUUACAUUCCUGGGAUUUUGUUUGGUGUACAGGCAUGUGCAGUUUAUUUAUUUAUUUUGUAACUGCUCACUGCCACUGUUAGGAAUGUUAACAAAGGCUUUUUAAUAGGUCAGACCUCACCACUGUUGCAUUUUCAUAGUUACCGUAGUGCAGUUGGUAGAUAAUAGAUAGUGGGGAGCUAAAGCCCUUAUGCUCUAAGAGCUCAUUCAUGUGAACAGUCGCUGUUCCCUGAUUCUGAAUUUUCACUGCAGCUACUUGUGUGAGUAAACAUUUGAAGAUCAGAUCCUUAGCUGCAUGGAGUAAUUCUUGUGGAGCUUUUCAGGGAGGCGUUUGAAAAUUACAUCUUGAAUUGAGGAUGCCCUUAACUUUCAACAGCUUCCACCUACAUACAUGAGAUGCUCAUUUGUGGUUGCAUGUGAGGGCAUGGCUGUAGCAGAUUUGCAAGAUUCAGCGGAAGCAUAUGCAUUAGAUAAUUCUUUCACUUUCGUUCGUGCGCUCCUUCUUUCGUUCUCACUCUUUGUAUUUUGACAGCAGGAGCAUGUAUGUUAUAAAUACUCAGCUUUGACUUCAAUUAGUGCUGGCAUGUCCCUGAAGUAGUGUUUCAUGUGACUUUGCAGAUGUUCUAGUGAGAACAUUCCUGCUGCUGUGUUGUCUGUGGAUGAUGUUCAUGUGUUCUGGAGCCCCAUCACUAGCUGGUAGUUUUGGAAGCCAUUUCUCCCCCUCAUUUUUUUCCUCUUAAUUAAGGGAUUGGCUUGAAUACGUACUAGUAUGGUAACGGUUUGUUGAAGACAAGUGUUUUGGAUCAGGAAAAAUGCAACCUAGGUCCUUUUACAACGGCAGAAGUGUGUACCUUUGUGUGUGUGUACAUAACACAAGUUCCUAUCCAUGUGGCUCAUGCUGCUGUGGUGGUUCAUCUGGCAGAUCAUUUAAAUAUUUACUCCAAAAGAGCUUGUUCUCUGUUGGUGUGAAGCAGCAUUUCCAGAUAUUUUUAGGUCAUUUUCAUUUUAGCAACCCUGUUGGAGAUAAACCAGAUAUGAGGGCUCCAGACCGUCCCUGCGUUUUGGUAGAGAUUAAUAAAAUAAAACUUAAUGGUUUGAUCCCAUGGGGAGAGAACAGGCCAUCUGGUUAACAGAAGGUUAGGCAAAGCAGUGCAGCACUGGGAGUGCCAUAAACCAACCCAGAAUAUCUGGUAGUGUGUCCAGUUGCUGCGUGUAUUAAGCGUUGAAAUGGUGCUCUCGGAUCUGCAGAGCCAGCAGUUCUGUUACCACUGCUGUGACGCAGGAGAUAAUUCUGUUGGGCAAGCAUCAGCAUGGGGGUGGAUCUACAGCACAGGAUGUGUAAUGUCAACAUGAAGCAUGGGAGCUGGCAGUAAGAAGGAAAGCAGCCAUUUCAUGCCAGUGCAGGAAGCCCAGAUAGAUUUUUUUCCUUCCCCUCCUCUGCAUCUUGUCCUUUUGUGCUGCUUUCAUACUUCGUAUUAAACAGUUACCUUCUGCUUUGUCAUCUGGAAACUUCAGCCCAACAGGGUUUCAUUUCUUCCUCUCUUGCUGAACCUGUGGGGUCUUUUUCCUUGCUUUUUGUUUUUGUUUUGGUUUGGUUUGGUUUUUCGUUUUGUGUGUGUAUUCCUUUUAAAAAAAACAUACAAAACAAAUAGCAAUGAAGUGCGCUCCAAAAGCACGUCUGAUGGAUUAUAAAAGGGGCUAGGGGGAGGCUGAAGGGCUGAGCAGAUCUGGAGAAAGAGAAGAGUUCAGUCAUGUGCAAGUCCUGAGCUUCAGAUGAAGCUCCGUUGUAGAUCCUGUUGGCUUUAGUGCAGACACAGUUUGUUCAAAAGCUGUAACCAUUUGAGAACAUUGAGCUGCAGCUGGGACACGCAGAAGGUAUGAAAUGCUGUGAUACUGUGUAGACCUUGAAACUCUGUAAUUACUAAGAAGCUGUAGAAAGCUACUGUAACUGUUCCUGCUUUCUUUUUACCAGAAAUGAACUUUUAGAAUGCAUUCGUCCUAUUUGGCUAAUGCGUGACACCCUUCUUGGUUGUUUGUUUUGUUUUGUUGUUUUUUGUUGGUUUUUUUUUUUUUUUUUGAAGAGCCAAAUAUUGUUGCUAGUCUAUCUAUAUCUGCAGAAGAAAGAUUUCUAAAUAAGUUUACAAAGCGUUCAAUGGGCUUAAAAAAUCUGGUGGCAUGGCUUCUGUCAGCUCAGUCACACACUUGGCCAUCUUGGUUUAGGCUUUUUCUUCCACCUGUAACAUUUGGAGAUAUCUUCCUGUAGCUGCAGCCUGGGAAAUUCUGGGAUGCCAAACCUUGCUCCUUGAUGGGCACAGCAGAGCUGAACUUCCUAAUCGGAGCUCUCAUGGUUUCCAUUGCCUGUUCAGCAGGAUCUUCAGAUAAUAUAUUACAGAUCCCCUUGAAUGAAUCCUUGUCUUGGAUGCCGUUCUGUGGCAGCCCUGCGAAAGCAUGACUUUCUUCAUGUGUUCCUAAGAACUGGAGUGGGAGUAGUCAACCCACAGAUUUUUCUAAUGUAAAAGAUCAUCCUGAACCAUGGAGGUCCUGCAGUGUGAUGGCUGCGAUUUUCGAGCUCCAUCUUAUGAAGACCUAAAAGCUCACAUUCAGGAUGUUCACACUGCUUUCCUGCAGCCAACUGAUGUCUCCGAGGAGAGUCCUACUCAGCCAAGGUCUGGUUCCAUCAACGCCAGCAACCAGACCGAGGUUGAAUUUUCUUCUGUAAAGGAUGAAUUCGCAAUUGCAGAUGACAUAGCAGGGCAAAAUGCAACAAGUCAGAUGGGGACUGGAAGUUACUAUAGCCAGAGCCAGACUUUCUAUGGCCAGCAUAUGGCUCCAAAUCCUAAACCUACCAGCAAGUUUUUCCAGUGCAAGUUCUGUGUGCGUUACUUCCGUUCCAAAAACCUCCUCAUAGAGCACACACGGAAGGUUCAUGGAGCACAGGCUGGGGGGAGCUCAGUGGGGCCACCCGCUUCUAGUUCCCUAAAUUACAACAUCAUGAUGCAUGAAGGGUUUGGUAAAGUUUUCAGUUGCCAGUUCUGCACCUACAAGUCACCCAGGCGUGCGAGGAUUAUUAAGCACCAGAAAAUGUAUCACAAAAGCAACCUGAAAGAGAGUUCAGCUCCUGCUGCUGCUGCUGCUGCUGCUGCUGUGUCUGAAUCAACGUCUGCUUCUGUGCCAGUGCAGGAACCCUGCAAGGAGCUGCCGGCAGAGGUGGUGGAGCGGAGCAUUUUGGAGUCGAUGGUCAAGCCCCUGACCAAGUCUAGGGGCAACUUUUGUUGUGAGUGGUGCAGCUACCAGACACCUCGGAGGGAGCGCUGGUGUGACCACAUGAUGAAGAAGCACCGCAGCAUGGUGAAAAUCCUGUCGAGCCUGAGACAGCAGCAGGAUGGAACCAGCGCACCUGAGGUGCAGAGUAAGAGUGCCCAGAGUGCCUCUCCAAACUCGAAUUACAUGUCCAUGAACACAACAGGACGUGAGAUGUCGAGUGCUAAUGUCUCAAACUUCAGGGGAUCUAUGGGCAAUUCACUUAUCAGGCCCAACUCUUCUACAUCUUCAAAGUUUUCUUCUGUGUCUUACCCUCAAAUGAAGCCUAAGUCACCUCACAACUCGGGCAUGGUUAAUUUGUCUGACAGAUCCCGCUAUGGAAUUGCUGAUAUGACGAAUUCUUCUGCUGACCUGGAAACAAGCAGUAUGCUAAAUGACUCCAGCUCAGAUGAAGAGCUAAAUGAAAUGGACAGCGAGAAUGGCUUAAACUCCAUGGAUCACCAGACCUCAGGAAUGUCUGCAGAGCAGCUGAUGGGAUCUGAUGGCAACAAACUAUUGGAAACAAAGGGAAUUCCCUUCAGAAGAUACAUGAACAGGUUCCAGUGUCCUUUCUGCCCUUUCCUGACGAUGCACCGCCGAAGUAUUUCCCGUCACAUCGAGAACAUCCAUCUGUCUGGGAAGACGGCUGUGUACAAGUGUGACGAGUGCCCCUUCACCUGCAAGAGUUCUCUGAAGCUCGGUGCCCACAAGCAGUGCCACACGGGAACGACAUCCGACUGGGACACCAUGAACUCCCAGGCUGAGAGCAUUGCCUCGUCCCUGAACGACAGCACGGUGUCCUACGAGAGCGGGAGUAUCAACGGCAGGAAGUCAGCUGGGAUGAUGGAACCCGUGCAGCCGCAGCCGCCGCAGCCGCAACCGCAGCAGCAGCAGCCGCAGCAGCCGCAGCAGCAGUCACCCCAGCCCCAUUCACAGCACCCAUACAAGUGCACGUUGUGCAACUAUUCCACCACCACUUUGAAAGGCCUCAGAGUCCAUCAGCAGCACAAGCAUUCCUUCUGUGACAACUUGCCAAAAUACGAUGGGCCGCCAUCAAACGCACCGCAGGAGAGCGAGGCAGAUGCUCACCCCUCUGCCAGCACGGUGAAGAAGAGCCAGACCUCCAUCCUUGGGCUCUCAUCUAAAAAUAACUUUGUUGCAAAAGCCCCUAGGAAGGUCUCUAAUGACUUCCCUUUAGAUCUCUCUCCCGUGAAAAAGAGAACUAGAAUUGACGAAAUAGCGAGCAACCUGCAGAGCAAGAUCAGCCAAAACAAACAGCAGGAGGAUGCUGUGAUUAACGUAGAGGAUGAUGAGGAAGAGGAGGAGGACAAUGAGGUGGAGAUAGAGGUGGAGUUAGACAGAGAGGAAGAGCAAACAGAACCAAUGCUAGAGGUUUCCAGUUCUUACGCACCCCAGCAAAUGUGGGGCAGAGAGGCUAAUGAUUCCCAGAAGGAGGCGAGCUUCAGGAGCAUGCAGCACGACUACAAUUCCACCAAUGGGGCGGAGAUUGAGCUCACUUUGUCUGAGGAUGAGGAGGACUACUACUCUGCUGUCAGCAUGAAGGACCAUCAGAGCCCUAAUGCCUCUGUUCUGGGCAGCCAGUCCAACAUGUACGGUACCGACCAGAACAACGAGAAUUCGGAGUUCAGUGACUCUGGCAGGCUUUACUAUUGUAAACACUGUGAUUUCAGCAACAAAUCUGCCAGGAGUGUUAGCACCCACUACCAGCGAAUGCAUCCUUACAUCAAAUUCAGCUUUAGGUACAUCCUGGAUCCCAAUGAUCACAGUGCAGUGUACCGGUGUCUUGAGUGCUACAUUGACUACACAAAUUUUGAAGACCUGCAGCAGCAUUAUGGAGAGCAUCAUCCUGAAGCUAUGAAUGUACUGAACUUUGAUCAUUCUGAUCUGAUUUACCGCUGCCGCUUCUGCUCUUACACAAGCCCAAAUGUUAGAAGCCUGAUGCCACAUUACCAAAGAAUGCAUCCCACAGUGAAAAUUAACAAUGCAAUGAUAUUUUCAAGCUAUGUUGUUGAGCAGCAAGAAGGGCUGAACACAGAGUCUCAGACACUGAGAGAGAUCUUGAAUUCUGCUCCAAAAACUAUGGCAACCUCCACCCCCGUGGCUCGCGGGACUGGUGUGCCAGCUGGUUUUAACAAAAGUGCCACCAAGGGUUUCAGUCCCGAAUGUGAAAAUCAGAAGGAACCUUCAGUCAACACUGUGGUUGUUUAUGACUGUGACGUGUGUUCAUUUGCAAGCCCUAACAUGCAUUCAGUUCUGGUGCACUACCAGAAAAAGCACCCCGAAGAAAAGGCCUCAUAUUUCAGGAUCCAGAAGACCAUGCGCGUAGUCUCUGUUGAUAGGGGCUCUGCCCUCGCCCAAAUGUCGUUUGAGCUGGGCGCUCCCAUCUCCCCGAAACUCUCCAGCUUGGGUUCUCAGCCUCCACCACCCCCGCCACCACCCCCAGACCUCUCUACUGAGCUCUACUACUGCAAACACUGUUCCUACAGCAACCGCUCCGUUGUGGGGGUGCUUGUCCACUACCAGAAGAGGCACCCGGAGAUCAAGGUCACAGCCAAGUACAUCAGGCAGGCCCCGCCGACCGCAGCCAUGAUGCGGGCAGGGGAGCUGCCCCCCGGCAUCCAGAGGCCACCGGUGUCCAUGCAGCCCCUGGGCCGCGGUGGCUCCGAGAGCUCCGUGAACCCUCCGGAGAACGAGAUGUUCUUCUGCCAGCACUGUGAUUACGGGAACAGGACCGUGAAGGGCGUGCUCAUCCACUACCAGAAGAAGCACCGCGACUUCAAAGCCAACGCGGACGUGAUCAGGCAGCACACGGCCACCAUCAGGAGCCUUUGUGACCGCGGCCAGAAGAAAUCGGCUGGCAGCCUGCCUGCCCACACCUCCGGCACCGAGCGGGACAAGUCCAAGCUGAGAGCCCUCAAGUGCAGGCAGUGCAGCUACACCUCCCCUUACUUCUAUGCAUUGAGGAAGCAUAUUAAGAAAGACCACCCGAAUCUGAAGGCCACGGUGACAUCCAUACUGAGGUGGGCGUUUCUGGAUGGCUUGAUAGAAGCUGGUUAUCACUGUGAAUGGUGCAUUUAUUCACACACAGAGCCCAGUGGCUUGCUUGUGCAUUACCAAAGGAGACAUCCCGAGCAUUAUGUUGAUUAUACCUACAUGGCAACCAAACUCUGGGCAGGUCCCGAUCCUUCCCCUCCUGCCCUAGUGAUGCCAACAGAGAUGAAGACCUACAAAUGCAGAGACUGCAUUUUUGAAGCAUCUUCUAUUUGGGAUAUUACCAAUCAUUACCAAGCAUUUCACCCUUGGGCCAUGAACGGAGAUGAAUCUGUGUUGUUAGAUAUCAUUAAGGAGAAAGAUACUGUUGAGAAAACCAUGCCACAGCCUGAUGAAGGUGGGGUCAGGAUGGAAUCUGAAGACCAGAUAGCAGCACCACAGAUGGAUCAGGAUGCAGAGUGUGCAGAGGAUCCCAGCCUCUCCCAUGAAAAAACUGUCCAGCUGGCUUCUGCAAAUCCUGCCAUCUCCUCCACUCCAUACCAGUGUACAGUGUGCCAGUCUGAGUACAAUAACCUGCAUGGCCUUCUGACACAUUAUGGCAAAAAGCAUCCUGGUAUGAAAGUGAAGGCAGCAGACUUUGCUCAGGAUAUAGACAUUAAUCCGGGGGCUGUGUACAAGUGCAGACACUGCCCCUAUAUUAACACACGUAUUCAUGGCGUCCUCACACACUACCAGAAGCGGCACCCAUCGGUAAAAGUCACUGCUGAAGACUUUGUGCAUGACGUGGAGCAGUCGACUGACAUAGCUCAGAACGACGUGGAAGAGACAAGCAGGAUUUUCAAGCAAGGCUAUGGUGCUUACCGCUGCAAACUCUGCCCCUACACCCACGGAACCCUUGAGAAGCUGAAAAUCCACUAUGAGAAGUACCACAAUCAACCCGAGUUUGAUGUUUUUGCCCAGUCACCACCAAAGGUGUCUGCCUCAGUGGAGCCAGACAUGGUGACUGAAAUCAAGGCCUCCCCAGAAAUUGCUGCUGAGGAUGUUGGAGAGGUCUCCAUGCCAGCGCCUCAUUUCUCAAGUUCUCACUUAGUGUCUCACACAGUUUUCCGGUGUCAGCUCUGUAAAUAUUUCUGCUCCACCCGGAAGGGGAUAGCAAGACACUACCGCAUCAAACACAACAACGUCCGGGCGCAGCCAGAGGGCAAGAACAACCUCUUCAAGUGUGCUCUGUGCUCCUACACCAACCCCAUUCGCAAAGGGCUCGCGGCACACUACCAGAAAAGACAUGACAUUGAUGCUUACUACACUCACUGCCUGGCAGCCUCCAGGACAGUAAGCGACAAACCCAAUAAAGUGAUCAUUCCAUCUCCUCCCAAGGAUGACACUCCUCAGCUCAGCGAGGAGCUGAGGAGGGCUGUAGAGAAGAAGAAGUGCUCGCUCUGUUCCUUCCAGUCCUUCAGCAAGAAGGGCAUCGUGUCCCACUACAUGAAGCGCCACCCCGGUGUUUUCCCUAAGAAGCAGCAUGCCAGCAAGCUGGGGGGAUAUUUCACUGCUGUGUAUGCUGAUGAGCAUGAAAAACCAGCUCCAGCCGAGGAGAGGAAUGACUUUGAAAAGCCUGAGGUGGAGGCUGAGGCUCAGGAAAUCGAGUGGCUUCCCUUCAGGUGCAUUAAAUGUUUCAAGCUGUCCUUCAGCACGGCAGAGCUGCUGUGCAUGCAUUACACUGACCACCACAGCAAGGAUUUGAAGAGGGACUUUUCCAUACUUGGAAGCGGCACCCGCUCUCAGAGCCCAGUCUACCAGUGCAAGCACUGUGAUACGAAAUUGCAUAGCACGGCAGAGCUGACUGCACACUUGAAUGGUCACAAUGAGGAAUUCCAGAAGCGUGCCAAACGUCAGGAGAGGAGGAAGCAGCUUUUGAGCAAGCAGAAAUAUGCAGAUGGUGCUUUUGCAGAUUUCAAACAAGAGAGGGCUUUUGGACACUUGGAAGAUGUUUCAAAACUCAAGGAGAGGAAGGUGGUUGGCUACAAGUGCAAGUUUUGCGUGGAAGUCCAUCCAACACUUCGAGCCAUCUGUAAUCACCUCCGCAAGCAUGUCCAGUACGGGAAUGUCUCUUCUGUGUCGGCCACUGUAAAGCAGGAAGCUGAAGAUCCUUCAAACACAGCUUUGAUGGAGGGUUUUGAGGGAGCCAAAGACCCUGGCAUUAUGGAAUUUACAGAAGCUGACUAUGGAGCAUCCCUGGAAGAUGAAGCCAGGCCUGGGGGCUACCACUGCAGCCAGUGUGACCGGGUUUUGAUGUCUAUGCAGGGUCUGCGAUCCCACGAGAGGAGUCACUUGGCUCUGGCCAUGUUUGCCCGGGAAGACAAGUACAGCUGCCAGUAUUGCUCCUUUGUCUCUGCUUUCAGGCACAACCUGGACCGCCACAUGCAGACCCACCACGGGCACCACAAGCCGUUCCGCUGCAAGCUCUGCCCCUUCAAGUCCUCCUACAACAGCCGCCUGAAAACCCAUAUCCUCAAGGCUCACGCUGGUGAACAUGCCUACAAAUGUUCCUCCUGCUCAUUUUCCACCAUGACAAUCAGCCAGCUGAAAGAGCACUCCUUGAAAGUGCAUGGGAAAGCACUGACACUACCAAGACCCCGCAUUGUCAACCUUGCAGCCUCACACGCCCACCACACCUCCAAGAACCACACUCCUGCUGAAGAAGUGGAGGACUCUAAUGACUCUUCAUACUCGGAGCCUCCUGAUGUUCAGCAGCAGUUGAACCACUACCAGUCUGCAGCUUUGGCCAGGAACAACAACAACAUCAGCCCAAUCCCACUUUCUGGGAGUGCUGCAGGAGUGGAAAAAGCAGAAGCCAUCCUUAACUGUGAAUUUUGCGAAUUCUCUUCGGGUUACAUCCAGAGCAUCCGGCGCCACUACCGCGACAAGCACGGAGGGAAGAAGCUCUUCAAGUGCAAAGAUUGUUCCUUUUACACAGGCUUUAAAUCUGCUUUUACUAUGCACGUGGAGGCCGGGCAUUCGGCAGUCCCCGAGGAAGGACCCAAAGACCUUCGCUGCCCUCUCUGUCUCUACCACACCAAAUACAAACGCAACAUGAUCGACCACAUAGUUCUGCACAGAGAGGAGAGGGUCGUUCCCAUUGAAGUCUGCCGUUCCAAGCUGUCCAAGUACCUGCAGGGAGUUGUUUUCCGCUGUGACAAGUGUACCUUCACCUGCUCCAGUGACGAGAGCUUGCAGCAGCACAUAGAGAAGCACAAUGAACUGAAACCUUACAAAUGCCAACUCUGCUACUAUGAGACCAAACACACAGAGGAGCUGGAUGCUCACCUUCGAGAUGAGCACAAGGUGAGUCGUAAUUUUGAGCUGGUUGGACGGGUUAACUUGGACCAGUUGGAGCAAAUGAAAGGGAAAACAGAGAGCUCUAGCAGUGAUGAAGAAGAAAAAGAAGAAGAGUUAAGCCCCAAGGCUCAAGAGAGAGAUCCCAUGAUGUUUCCUGACAGCAGUGCUCCGGAGAAACGCUUUCCGUGCGAGUUCUGCGGCCGAUCCUUCACCGAGGGCUCCGAGUGGGAGCGGCACGUGCUGAGGCAUGGCAUGGCGCUGAACGAGAGCCAGCACAGGAGCGGCGAGGACAGCCAGCCCAAGGAGGACGUGGAGGACACGGCCAGCACGCUGCCAGAAGAGAAGGAAGGCAUCGAGACCAUGGUGCUGGACUACUCCCACGGUGGGGAGACAGCUGUCAGCAUGGUGGCUGCUGACCAACCUCUCCUAGACACCCCGGAGGCCAAAAACGAAUGAGAAUAAGCGUUUGGUGUGGUUCUAAUCGACAGUACUUGAACAGUGAUGAGCUGGGCGGGGCGGGCAGGGCGGGCAGAAGGAAGAAAUAAAGCUGCUUUUAGGACUGAAUGAUCUAUUUUCAAAGCACUGGUACCUGUGUGAGUGUGUGUAUAUUAAAGUUAUUUAAGUGAUGGAAUAAGUGGCUCCAUUACAUCACUGCAUCUUUGUUUUCCUCCUGGAUCCUCCUGGAUCCCCGACGAUGGGAAGUUAUGCUCAUCUUUGGACUAAUGAAGCAACUCCCCGUGUUUUUCCUACAUUACACAUCGUGCUUUGCAGUGGAGACUUCGAUUGUUUUAUGAGUGGAAGCGUCGUGAGCGUGGAAGAAGUGGUAGGGGGACAACUUUUGGACGCACAAGUUUGUGUGCGUUUUUCUAGUUUUAAUACAUAACGCUUUUCCAGACUGAAAGCAACUGCUUUAGAAAAGACAAAAAAAAAAAAAAAAAAAAAAAAGGAAAAGAAAAAGAAAAAAAAACCACAGGGAAAAAAAAAAAAAGGAAAACAGAAAAAAAAAAAAAAAACAAAACAGAAACUGCUUUGCUUAAAACAGUCACCUGUUUCCUAGUACCUCAGAAUUAACCAAGGGAGAUCUCUGCAUUUGUCAGUACUACCUGUUGUUGUUGUGGUUAAAUGUAGAGAGACUGCUGGGCAAGGUGGUGAAUGGAGGAAGAAAAAAAAAAAAAGUUUUAAAGAAAGGAAAAACAAAUUGUGCUUAAAAUCCCAGUGUGGGUUUUAUUUCUUAAAAUACUGUGAUUUUUUUAAUUAUUUUAGUAAAAAAAAAAAACAAAAAAAAGAGAGAGAUACUUUAAUUCCUAGAUAACUGUUUGUGAAUUGUCAUCCUUUAUUCCAGGUAAGCUGUUUGUUAGUAUUCAGUUAUAAUUUUAGUAUUUGGUAGAUUUCAUGUGACUGAUUGUGCAGUUUUGUUUGCCACACGUUUUGUUUUCUAUCAGCCUGAGGUGUUACAAAUACAGCACAAUUAAGUUUCUCAUGUAAAAAUGAGUAUUUCUUUUUGAGUGGGGGACAGGGAAAGGAGACUAGAUCUUGUGAAUAGAACCUUUUUUUUGUUGUCGCUGUCGUCGUCGUCGUUGUCCUCGUUAAUUUUAAACAUAUGGAGAUAACAAAGAAGUUUUAACUUUAAAAAAAAAAAAACUAAAGAACCAAACUUACAGCACAGCUAUGCAGCUCAUGGGCCAAACACAUGGGUCCUCAUAACCGUUCUGUUGCUUGUCAUAUUAACAUCUAUCAGUCUCACAACUGUAAUUUUUUGUUGAGAUUGGCUGCCUUUUUUUUUCCUUUUUUUUUUUUUUUUUUUAAAUUCAGUCUGUGGUUUGUGCGUGGGUUUUUGGUUGUUCCUUUUUUUUUUUUGUUUGUAUUUCUGUUUUGGUUUUUUUUUGUUGUUUUGGUGUGGUGGGAGGGAGGGGUGUCUGUUAACACAUCUUUUUGCAAGCGGAGGUGAGUUGGUUACACACGACAUUGAGCCUGGAGAACUACUUUUAACUCGAUUCAGUGGAUGGAGUUGCUGAGUUUUUUUCCCCUCCUCCUUAGCUUUUUAGCAUGAGGGGAGCAGUGUAGAAUGGAUAGGAAACCUGCAUACCUUAAGUGGCUGAUCCUGCAACUACCCCUUGGGUAGAUAAGCCUAUUUAAACUCAAUUUGGGGAUUUUGCCUGAGCGGCCAACACAGGAUCUGGUGCCCAUGGUAUGUUCCGAUUGUGAACAAAAAAAGAAGAGAAAAAAAAAAAAAACUAAAAUUAUUAAAAAAAAAAAAAAAAGAAAAAAAAGAGAAAAACGAGAAAAGAAAAAAAAAACUGAAAAAAAAGUUU